GGCGGUGUCUGAGAAAAACGCGCCAGAAACAUUCCUAAGAUUCCUGACCCUGAAAUCAAACAAGAUGUGCAGCCCUAGACAGCAGGGUGAACGUCAGCUUCCAGAGAGCAGCCGCCUAUAAAAGGCAGGGUCGUGCGGACGGUCUCUACACAAAGCAGCUAGCAACACACACAGAGAGACAGAGUGCGAGCCGGGCUCAGAGACACCCAGGGACAAGCCAGGAGGAAGGAGAGGAAACCCACACGCACAAACAGGGACAAGAGAGCCACAGCAACUUGUGUCUGCUCAGAAAGACCUUCGAGACCUCCUCUCCCUAAAAUGUUCCACUCUCCAGCAUUCGCUGUCUUCCUUAUCCUCUGCCUUGCUGAGGUGACGUUAACCUGCCCACUGAAGUGCCAGUGCCCCCAGGAGGUGCCCAGCUGUGCCCCAGGAGUCAGCCUGACCCUGGACAGCUGUGGAUGCUGCCGAGUUUGUACCAAGCAGCUCAAUGAGGAUUGCAGCAAGCUGCAGCCUUGCGAUCACACCAAGGGCUUACAGUGCAACUUUGGAGCAAGCCCCAUCGCUCAGCAGGGCAUCUGCAGAGCGAGGUCCGAGGGCAGACCUUGUGAGUACAACAGUAAAAUCUAUCAGAAUGGGGAGAUCUUUCAGCCAAAUUGCAAGCACCAGUGUACCUGCAUCGAUGGAGCUGUCGGCUGUGCUCCACUGUGCCCACAGGAGCUCUCCCUGCCCAAUGUGGGCUGCCCUAACCCACGGCUGGUUAAGGUGCCAGGCCAGUGCUGUGAGGAAUGGGUCUGUGAUGGGAACAAGGUGGGAUCGGAGGCCGGGGACACAGACGACCUCUUCAGCCAAGAAACGGUGAUGAAGCCUUGGCAAGGUGGACCACUCCACAACAACGAGCUACUCUCCCUCAUCCGAGGAGGCCUCAAAAGACUACCCGCCUGGAGUCCCAAAUGCUUUGUCCAGACAACAGAAUGGUCCCAGUGUUCCAGGACCUGUGGGACAGGCAUCUCCACAAGGGUCACCAAUGACAACCCUGACUGUAAGCUUCGAAAGGAGACCAGGCUCUGUGACAUUCGUCCCUGCAAACAGACCACCUUUCCCAGCCUGAAAAAAGGAAAGAAGUGCUACAGGACCAAGAAAUCCACCACCGCUGUCCACUUCAGCUAUGCUGGUUGUGCCAGUGUGAAGCGAUAUCGUACCAAACACUGUGGUUCGUGUGUCGAUGGACGCUGUUGUACUCCCCAGCAGACCCGGACGGUCCGUGUUCGCUUCCGUUGCGAUGAUGGGGAGACCUUCACCAAGAACAUGAUGAUGAUUCAGUCCUGUCGAUGCCAUUACAACUGCGCCCACCACAACGAAGCGUCCAAUCCUUACGUCAUGUUGCACAACGACAUUCACAAAUUUCUAGAUUGACAAACUGUGUAGCGAGUGCAGAGACGGGAAGAAUGGAUUGUCAUCAUGAAUUCGGGGAAAAAGGGACGCAGCCAAAAGGCAGAAGGCCGCUCGGCUCUUAAAGCCACGAGGUGGAGAUGCCGGUGUUGGACUGGGAUGGACAAAGUCAGAAACCACACCAGACCAGGCUGCUCCGAAAGCUUGUGGUUUCAAAUAAACCUGUUGGACUAUAACCUGGUGCCGUGUGACUUCUGACUCUGACCAGCUCUUAAAACAGCAGCCUUUAUGGAAUAAUAAUUCUUCCUUUCACUUUAAAAGAGAGAGGUUUUGUCACGGUUAUGGGAAUAACCAGCACAACUUAAGAUUUGCACUGGCUCCAGGUUAGAUUUUCCCCAACUAAUUGCCAUAUCAGUUCCAACAUAUCAUUGGAGAAUGUGACAAGGGUUUCCUUUUUUGUUUUGAAGGGGCUGUUGUGUAGGUUUCUAAAUUUUGUCACAUCAUGCUGGCAGCAACAUGGAAAGGGAUGGGAGGGCAUGGGCAUAGAUUUUUGCUGUUAUACUGUAGCUAUACCUACAUGCACUGUGCAGCACUGCCCUUGUGGCAGCUAAAGACUGAGGGAAAGAGUCAACCCUCAAAGUUAAUUGAAAGCUUCAAUUUGUUGGAGCAAGGAGAUAGCUUCAUUUUGGAGCAUAGAUUUUGCUGGCUUUUGUUCUGUUUGUAA
Rhincodon typus (whale shark) is the source of this 2113-nucleotide messenger RNA. RefSeq names its product cellular communication network factor 1 (gene ccn1). The record is from RefSeq and is a predicted model, not a curated record. Lineage: Eukaryota; Metazoa; Chordata; Chondrichthyes; Orectolobiformes; Rhincodontidae. The transcript has 5 exons. Gene Ontology annotation, biological process: signal transduction. Gene Ontology annotation, cellular component: extracellular region. The coding region runs from base 319 to 1413 and encodes 364 amino acids. Gene Ontology annotation, molecular function: protein binding.